Suillus subalutaceus is the source of this 765-nucleotide messenger RNA. RefSeq lists its product as uncharacterized. The coding region runs from base 1 to 765 and encodes 254 amino acids. The transcript is spliced from 2 exons. NCBI's taxonomy places the organism in Eukaryota, Fungi, Basidiomycota, Agaricomycetes, Boletales, Suillaceae. The record is from RefSeq and is a predicted model, not a curated record.
AUGGUCACUGCACAGUCAGCGUUGAGGGUGGAGGCAGCUACCUUCGUGCCUCGCAUGCAGCAUCCCAGAGAUGAUGUAGAGAUUUGUUGUGUCGAGAAGGAGAACUUGGAGCAUAUACCCCAGGAAGCCAAUGAAGAGGAAGUGGAGGAGGAAGAAGUUUCAGUGGCUGUUGAUUCCGAGUCCACUGAUAGUGUUGAAGACAUGGACGAGGCGGUCACAUCCUUUACAUCCCUUGACCCUGUGCUAGAUGAGUCCCUUCACUCCAACAGGCCAUCGAAAGAGCAAGACCGAGCAGCUCACAGGAUUCAGUAUGCAUAUCGCUGUCACGUUUCGCAUCGCUCAGGCUCCGCGGUCGAUGUAGAAAUUGAUGCAAUAUUCAGGACAUGCCUCAAGGAGACGCGGUCCUCUGAAUGGCGUCCAAGUUAUUACCGACUUCUUUUCCUUGGACCAUUGCCACACCUUCUGGCGUGCCUGGAACAAGGCAUUACCCUAACCCACGCUGCCAAAGCGAAGAUGAAAGACCUCAGUGAGGUGUCCCAUGAAAAGCUUGAGGAGUUGGAGCCUUCCUCACCAGAUCAUCGUACCCGGGACAUUGACGCCCUCAAACAUGCAGUGUUGGAGGUCGGAGAAUUCAUUCAGAAAGUUCCUGGCAGCACGAAGGAUAUGCAAACCAACUUUCAAAUGGCUCAUAAGGGAAUCGUUGCGGAGAAGAAACUAUUUCGCGUGCAAAAGGAGAAGCCUGCUCUUAACGUCGAGGACCUAUAG